This is a messenger RNA of Lingula anatina, 1389 nucleotides long. Its product is annotated as kelch-like protein 10. Gene Ontology annotation, molecular function: protein binding. Lineage: Eukaryota; Metazoa; Brachiopoda; Lingulata; Lingulida; Lingulidae. The record is from RefSeq and is a predicted model, not a curated record.
UGUGAUGUGUUCAAUGAUCUCCGAGAAUCUGGGGCUCUCUGUGACGUCACCAUUAAGUGCGACGGACGAGAUUUCCACGUCCACCGCAUCAUCAUGUCCGGGUGUAGCCCGUACUUCCGCGCUCUGUUCAGCAACGAUCUCUCGGAGUCUUUUGAGUCAGAAAUCAUUAUCCCGAACGUUUCUGCAGCCGAUAUGGAGCUGAUCAUUCAGUAUGCUUACAGCCGACAGGUGCACAUCACGGAGGAUAACGUGGAACAUCUCCUCCCGGUGGCUGACCAGUUCCACAUCCUGGGCCUCGUCAAGGCCUGCUCCAAGUUCCUCCUGCACCAUCUGAGCAUCGAGAACUGCCUGGGAAUCUGGCAGUUUGCCAAGGCCUAUUUCUGCACCUACCUGGAGCAUAUGACGCUCAAGUUCAUUCUCAGGAAUUUCGGCGAGAUCUCGGCGGUGAGUAACGAGAUUUUGAUGUUGGCUCCGGAUGAGCUGUUGAGUUUGCUCAAUUCGGACGACCUCAACGUCAGAGAUGAGAGGUUUGCCUAUGAAGCAGCUAUAAGAUGGAUAUCCAUAAAGCCUGACGAAAGGAAGGAAUACAUCGUCGACAUCUUGAAAUCUCUCCGUUUGGGUCUGAUAGGGACAGAGUAUUUCAUGCGUCAUGUAAAGAGCAACGAGUUCGCAGUGGGCAACCCGGACUGUAAACCUAUUAUUAUACAGACUCUGGCGCUGAUGCAUGACUUUGAGAUGACGAACGCUAUGAACCUGGCUAUAGGCAACCCCCUGAUGCGACCUAGACUUCCCCAUGAGGUACUUUGUUCCGACCAAAGCCAUCGAGGUGUACGACUCCUGAGCGACCGUUGGAACCUCAUGGACCCGGAUGUGGAGGACACCUUUGAGGGCUCCCUCUCUACAGCACGAGCGUACCACGGGUCGGUGUAUCUGGGCGGUAAGAUCUACGUGAUCGGCGGCUUUGACGGCACUGAGCAGUUCAGCAGUGUGCGCGUGUUUGACCCCGAGACACUUCACUUUAGGUGUUACGUGAGUGUCGUGGUCUGUGAGGAGCUUAUCUACGCCAUGGGAGGUUAUGACGGCCGUCAUCGUAUGAACACAGCAGAACGCUAUAAUCCCAAGUACAACCAGUGGUCCUUCAUCUCCCCCAUGCACCAACAGAGAAGUGAUGCCUCGGCCGCCACCUUAGAUGGGCACAUCUACGCUACAGGUGGAUUUAACGGCAUAGUUUGCAUGAAUUCUGCAGAACGCUAUGAUCCUGUAAAAAAGACCUGGACGCCCAUAGCUGAGAUGAUGACACCAAGGAGUAACAUUGCAGCAAUAGAUGACCAGAUAUUUGCCAUUGGUGGUUUUAAUGGAAUGACAACAGUGUUCUACAUUGUACGUUGA